AUGUCUCUAACUCUGUACCCAUGCGAACGUUGCCAAGAUUAUUUUAGUUCUGAAUAUGCUUUAGCGCAUCACCAUCGGUAUAAUCAUACAAGCGAACCAGAUUUGCGAUGUUCGGAUGGAAUCGAGCUCGAGUCGCAUGCAGCGUUAACCGAAACAUCGUCUCACGAACCGAAUCUUUGUCGAGAGUCACAAAUGGAAAUCGAUUGCUUCGAUCAGGCUUCAGUGAUCGAAGGUUCACGCACCAAAUACGUGUGCAAAAUGUGCCACGAAGUAUUUAUAACCGAGAGCCUACUGACGAGCCACCAAAAACUGGUUCACCUAGAGCUGUUGGUCCACGUGUGCGCCGUGUGCCACGAAGUAUUUCCUGAACGGCACGCUUUGAUAAGCCACAAAGAACAUUGCGAUAGUGGAAAUAACUACGAGUGCAACGUGUGCCACGAAGCAUUUCCACUUCAAAGACUACUGACGAACCACGAAAAACUAUCACACCCAGAGAGAAGUUUUAAAAGAAGAAAACUUGAUACGACACAAAAAUGA
Molecule: messenger RNA, 537 nt
Organism: Trichogramma pretiosum
Lineage: Eukaryota; Metazoa; Arthropoda; Insecta; Hymenoptera; Trichogrammatidae
Product: zinc finger protein 84-like
Exons: 1
Coding region: 1-537 (178 amino acids)
Source: RefSeq, a predicted model, not a curated record